AUGCCCGAUGCUGAGACUCAAUGGGACGACCAUCUGUCCAAAAACCUCGCCAAAUACUCGCUCUUGCUAGACAAACUGACCACUCUGUCCCAAGUGACGAAAUUGCAAAACAUGGUCAGGGCAGAUCACGCAGAGACAGCGGCUCAAUUGAAUGAACUCGUCGCUGAGUCACACACCGUACACAACAAACAGAUCCGCAGACUUGAAUUGAGGAGGACCGGGCUCACUUCGACUUUAUCCCAGUUCCAUACGGCGCUCAACGCUGUACGUAACUCAAACGUGGAGGCUCGCAGUAUAAACACGGAAAUAUCAACAACAGACGCAGAGAGGGAGUUUCUACAACAGACGCACUCGUUCCUCAAUGACGUCAGGUCCCUUAAGAAUAACAUCUCGCUGAUACAGGGCGCGCUGAAAGAUGGGGACUACCUCGUCGCGGCAACGGCGAUCAACGAGAUCAACGAGUUGCCCAGCGAGAUUGUCAAUUCACAGUUUGCACUCGCGACGAUUCCGACUCCAGAGAUGCCACACUCAGCUGGGGAAAUCCUCGCUCAAUGGACGGACGAGUUACGUACGCUGUUCAAGGCGAACUUCACCGCUGCGGUCGCGGCAAACAAUAUCGACGACCUCACUUUCUACUUUAAACUGUUCCCCCUCAUUGGAGAACCCACAUUGGGGUUAGAUCUCUACAGCAAGUUCAUUACAGACAUUAUAUCCCAGGAGAACCAGAAAUUCAUAGCAACGGCGCUGAAACUGGACUCAGGGUUCCACUGGGUACUCUUACAACUGUUCAAGAUCUCGUCCACGGUCAUUAAUGAACACUCGAAGAUCAUCGAGCGCGCGUACGGACUCGAGUACAUGCCCUUCAUCAUGACCAAAGUCGAAGUAGAGGUGGAGCUGCAGAGUUGCCUCGUCCUUAAUUACUUCAAGGAGACGAAACUUGACACCGUUGCAGCAGAGGUACAGGGCACAGCAGCGAAGACUCUGAUCAACGAAUUCUCGCAGUUCUUACAGAACUGGUCCAUGUACUCCCGGUUCUUCUCCGUCAGAUGGAGAGAGUUUUCCGCCGUGGGGGAGGAGAACAACGAGACACAGGGCCCGCUCACGUUGGCAAACCCUAUAACAGACGGGUCAUUCAUGAGGAAACUCCACGACGAAAACAUCUUCCACACUUUCCAAGAUCUAAACCUCAAGUACCUAGCGAGGUCCUCACGCAGAAGUGUCGAGUUGGAGGAAUUGCCCGAUAUCAACCCACUCAUCUCAACGACUUUGAUCCCGCACGAGGACCCCUCAUCGUGGCCCAUCAGCUCCGUCCUCGAGGACGUCAUCCUCCUCCUAAGACAAAGUCUCGUGUGCACUGUCAACACGGGCCAAUUUGCCAUCCUCGCAGAAUUCAUCGCCAGCGUCGUGAAGUUCAUCACAAACGAUUUCCUCGUCAACUUCGUCCAAAAGAGACUCAAGCGGCUACAGGAGGAAUUGAACAAUGGGACCAUUCCAUCGCUAAGGAAAUACAUCCCGCACGACGAAGAAACCCCCCAGGAGAGGGCCCGCAGUCCGAUGGCCAAAGCUGGGAGCCCAGGGUACCAUGGCCCGCCACAGACACAGUAUCAGAUGCAACAGUCGACUGGGAAAUUCAAUCUCAGAGGCGCCUUCGCCAAUAUCCAAUCGAACUUACAGUCCGUCGUCGUUGCAAACGAGCUGGACGACCAGGGGAACGACGACGAAAUCAACAUCUUGCGGCUGCACAAGUACCUCAUCUACAUCAACACGUUGUACUUCUUCCAGAUCGCCACACAUAAACUGUUUGUCGAGGAGAUUGUCGAGGAGAACGCAAGACUGCUGCCGGAUAAUUUUCCCUUCAACGACGACUGCCACCGGAUCGCAGACCAAUUGCGGUCUGCAGAGAGUAAGAUCAGUGAGCAAACGGGGAAACUGUCCCACUGGGGGCUUCGGUACCUGUUCCAAACGGCGCUUCUGCACCGUGUCAAGCGGCUACUAAACGACUUGUUCAUCAAUGGCACGGACAACAACUACAUCGCGAACACGGACGAUUUUGAGGAUCUGUCCCAAAUCAACAGCUUUAUCGUCAAGUGGACAAAUUUUAUAACACCAUACCAGAACGUCCUAUACAGAGACGCGCACCACGCGCUCUUGCUUCUCCUGACCGACUUCUGCAAGAACUUCGUCGAGAAGCGCGUGUGGGCUUUGCGGGUAAACGAGUUGGGCGCCGUAAAAUUGGACAGGGAACUCAGUCUCUUCAUCAGCACAAUCUGUGGCCUAAACUACUCGUUACGGGAGGACUUUACAAGGGUGACGCAGAUUGUCCUGCUGCUGGGCUUCGACGACGAUGACUUCGACGUCAGAACGGGCGACAUCAAGGAGGAGCUCGUCAAUUCCAUAGACUGGGUGCUCAGUCCGCAGGACAGAGCACAGACCCGCUCUUUAAAGGUUGACAAGAGACGCUGA
Molecule: messenger RNA, 2463 nt
Organism: Huiozyma naganishii CBS 8797
Lineage: Eukaryota; Fungi; Ascomycota; Saccharomycetes; Saccharomycetales; Saccharomycetaceae
Gene: COG4
Product: Golgi transport complex subunit COG4
Exons: 1
Coding region: 1-2463 (820 amino acids)
Source: RefSeq, a predicted model, not a curated record